This is a messenger RNA of Didymodactylos carnosus, 1551 nucleotides long. The record is from the annotation of a GenBank genome assembly. NCBI's taxonomy places the organism in Eukaryota, Metazoa, Rotifera, Eurotatoria, Philodinida, Philodinidae.
AUGAAAGCACUCAUAGUUUUCCUUCUAAUUCAAACUGUUAAUUCUCAUCUUAAUUUAUUAACAGCAACAAUAUUGGAAUUACACAACGCAUUAAAUUCAUACGAAAUAACAUCGCGACAACUGGUUGAACUAUAUUUAAAGCGUAUUGAUGAUGUGAAUCAUAAAGGACCAGAAUUAAAUGCUGUUAUUGAAAUAAAUCCUGAUGCAUUAGAAAUAGCUGAACAACUAGAUAAAGAACGAAUAAAAUUCAAUGAUAAAAGUCGAAGUUUAUUACAUGGCAUACCAAUAUUAGUUAAAGAUAAUAUAGCGACAUACGAUAAAUUGAACACCACAUGUGGUAGUCAUGCACUAUUAGGAUCAAAAGUACCACGUGAUGCAACAGUUAUUGAUCGUUUAAAACGAGCAGGUGCAAUUAUUUUAGGUAAAACAAAUCUUUCCGAAUGGGCAAAUUUUCGUUCAUUUAACGUUACAAGAGAUGGUUGGUCUGCACGUGGUGGUAUUACACGUUCAGCUUAUAUUAAAGAUGGAUCUACAUAUGGAUCGAGUAGCGGUUCGGCAGUAGCUGCUUCAAUUGGUCUAUGUGCUGUAGCCUUAGGUACAGAAACCGAUGGUAGUAUCAUUAGCCCAUCAAGUAUUAAUAAUGUUGUUGGUUUAAAACCCACAGUUGGUUUAACAUCACGUUCGGGUGUUAUUCCAAUUUCACAUAAUCAAGAUUCAAUUGGACCAAUUGCAAGAACAGUUAUGGAUGCAGCUAUUUUACUUGAAACAAUUCAAGGCAUGGAUCAACGUGAUGAAGCAACAUUAAACAAGAAUGCUGUUCGUCAUUGUAAUUAUAUACAAUUCUGUCGUGGUAUCAAUGGAUUUCAUGGUUUAAGUUUGGGUGUUGUACGUAAUUUAAACUAUACUGCUAUACCCGUAGAUCAAUUGCGAACAUUUAAUGAAGCAAUUCAUCUAAUGGCAAAAUUAGGCGUUAAAAUUAUAGAUCCGUUAAAUUUUGAAUCAGAGGAUAAACUAAUAAAUCCAUUAAAUGAAUUAUUAAUACUAGAAAUAGAUUUUAAGCAUGAUAUAGAAUUAUAUUUAAGAGAAUUAAACAAUACAAACAUGCGGACAUUAAACGAUUUAAUUAAAUUUAAUGAUGAAAAUCCAGAUAAAGAAUUUUCACAAUAUACGCCUGAUCAAGGUAUAUGGUUAGAAUCACAAAAUUCAACAAUAAUACCUGAUAGUCCAUUGUAUAGACAAAUAUUAAAUACAAAUUUAAAUUUAAGUCGUGAUGGUGGUAUUGAUUAUUUAUUAGAUAAACAUCAUCUAGACGCAUUGGUUAUGCUAAGUGAUGCUAGUACAACACCAUCAGCCAUGGCUGGUUAUCCAAUUAUAAGUGUACCAUUAGGUUAUUUAACAGAUGAAGUUCCAGAAAAUGUAGUAGGACGACCGUAUGGCAUUGCGUUUACUGGAAGAGCAUGGAGUGAAAAUAUUUUAUUAACAUUUGCUGAUGCAUUUGAAAAAGCAACAAAUGUUAGAAAACGUGUAAUACCAGUCUAUGCUCCUGUAUAA